UCUUCUUGGCCAAGAUUUAAUUUGUAAUCCCCCUACAAAAUAAUAAUUAAGCCACAUAUGCAUUUUACUACUCGGCAUACACAUGAAAUAUCAGAAGUUGCUUUUCUCCAGGCAGGGACGAACCCUUUGAGACCGAUACCAGCAGAAGUUGAGAUGUUUGGUGACGCCCGGGCUCCUGAUAGACCUGCAUCAGGGCUCGUCCACUUAAAUUGCGGUCCCGCGUGUGCGUGUGCGUGUUCUCCUUCGUGCUUUAUUCAAUCCGCGCCCUGUGCGGAUCUGCGCCACACGUCCCGAGGCUGCCGCGCUGAGGAAGGGAGUGCUGUCUCUUUAACAAACUGAUAUCACCUGCGACAGGUGAAGAAGUUUCGGUAUGACGUCCUCCGCGUUAACUGCUCCGCCCUGGACUCCUCGCCCACUGCGCCUGCGUUCGCACAAUGUCGCAACAGUGAAGUCUUUGUUCACCGCCUGUUAAACUCUAUGGCAGAGCCUCUUUUUUUGUUUUUGCAGAUACAGCGAACGGGAAGACACGUUCUUAUUGGCCGCCCUACCUGUUGAAUAUUGAGGGCUCGGCGAUCGGCGAGCUGGCGCCGUGUCACUGUCGAAGAACGAAGUCGAGACUGUGAAAGGCAGAGGAGGGCGAACCUUUUUUCCGCAGGUUGAUUUCCCGGCGAGAGUUUCUGGCGCAGGUUGCCUUAUGUUUUGAAAUCUUUUGGGGUUUUUUUUUUUAAAAAACAAGCAAACAAAAUCUUGCGCCAGCGGCGGUGCUGGUGGUGGUGGGGGCUUAAGCCGGAGAAGCGAGAUGCCACUGGGACUCAGGAAAAAGAAGAACAAGUCGAGGGAGAGCUCGAAUUUGGUGGAGAAUGAGGAGGGCGGGGGACUGGCCGGAGGCAGCGGAGCCAAGGCGACGGUCAACGGAGCUGGUCUGCCACCCCCGCCGGCCAGCCUGCGACCCAAGCUGGUUUUCCACACGCAACUGGCGCACGGUAGCCCCACCGGCAGGAUCGAGGGCUUCACUAACGUCAAGGAGCUCUACGGGAAAAUAGCCGAUGCUUUCAACCUGCAGGCGACGGAGAUCAUGUUCUGCACCUUGAACACGCACAAAAUUGACAUGGACAAGCUCCUGGGGGGGCAGAUCGGCCUGGAAGACUUCAUAUUCGCCCACGUCAAGGGAAUCAAGAAAGAGGUGGAAGUCAUCAAAGCAGAAGAUGCCUUAGGCCUCACAAUCACGGACAACGGUGCUGGCUACGCUUUUAUAAAGCGCAUAAAGGAAGGCAGCGUGACGGACGGGGUCAAGGUCAUCUGCGUGGGCGACCACAUAGAGUGCAUCAACGGCACGAGCAUCGUCGGCACCCGGCACUACGAGGUGGCCAAGAUGCUGAAGGAGCUGCCCCGGGGACAGACCUUCACGCUGAAGCUGGUGGAGCCCAUGAAAGCUUUCGAAAUGAUCGAGCCCCGGUCCCGAGGCGCGAAGCCUGGAGGAGAGAACAAGAUCGGCACGGGCCGAGGGACGCUGCGCCUGCGCUCCAAAGGCCCCGCCACCCUGGAGGAAGUCCCGACGGAGUUUGAGGAAAAAGCCGUGAAGAAAGUGGACGACCUCCUGGAAAGCUACAUGGGAAUCCGAGACACUGAGUUAGCUGCCACCAUGGUGGAGGUGGGGCGGGACAAGAGGAACCCGGACGAGUUCGCCGUGGCCCUGGACGAGGCCCUGGGGGACUUCGCCUUCCCCGACGAGUUCGUCUUCGACGUCUGGGGCGCCAUCGGAGACGCCAGGCGGGGCAGACUUUAACACGGCCGGCUCUGUAAAUGCUUCAGAGAGGAAGGGGGGAGGGAGGGGAGGGUGAAAUUUAUAUUAAAAAAAAAAACAGUGUUUUGGGCUGUUUUUAAAUAGAGGUUUUUAUAGCUUUAGUACAGGAAAUAACUGUGCUUUAAGGACAGAUGUAUUUGUAACCAAGAUUUUUUUUUUUUACAGUGUUUUAACUCGAGCUUACGUUUCAUGUAAGGGCUUCACGUCUGCAGCUCCUUCCCUGUAAAUGAUCUCCUUUCCCCGUCGGAAUUAGUUGUCUGUGAGGAAGGUGCACAAAGAUUUGAUUUACCUUACUUUACUGCGGCGCGGAGCGGUUUUUGAAGCUUCGGAGUGUCUUUGUGGGGAACAGUAGUGGCAUUCAAACGAGAAGCCUGCACGACUGGACAGUCUUCGUUCUCUGCAGGCGCUGCCGAAAUCCUGGUCAUAGAACGGCCACGGGGUGUCUAGACAGUCUAGAACAUUCCUCUUCAACUCCCUGUAGAUUUCACCAGGGAACCCUGCGCCCCGUCCCUUCUGACUUCGACAAAGUACCGUCGUCCUCAGACCUGCGUCAGGGUUCACGGGCCUUUUGAGAAAGUCGUUUUUUCUGAUCCUCUUCCAAGCUAAACUGUAUCUAAAAAUGGAGAGAGCACAAUCACAGUGGACUUCGUGAAGGGACUGUGCUUUAAUUUUCUUCGACAGGCUUUUUUUCCUUGUCUGUGUUGUUCUGGAGCCCAGCGUGGGUUUGGAUUUUUAAAAAACUUUUGCUACACCAUUCCCUCUGUGAUGUUAAAUGCCCCUGGAGACUGGGUAGUGUUGUAGCUUGCUUUCAGGGAACGCUGUAGAACAGAGUGGCAUUUAUUCCACCAGCGUGUGGCUGUCUGAGCAAUCAUUGAGGUACAGGAUCAGUGGCUGAUUUUAAUUUGAAACCUUAGGUAAUGGGGAAUAAAAGCACUUCUUAUGUGUAAUUUCAAUAUUAACAUUAAUUUUUAAUGAGUUGAACAGUUUGCUGAAACACAAGAAUAUACUCUUACAAAUGUCACAAGAUCUUAUAUAUUUUAUAUUUCUGUACUUAAUUUAUUUGUUUAAUAAAACAAUCUUCAUAUAAAGUGGGAAUGUUUUUUUUUUUUACAAUGUGGUAAACUAGAAAGAUAAUAAUUAAAAACCUUUAUGUGUCUCUGGAACAGCCUGUCUUGCGUAAACUUUUUCCUUUCCUUAAGUGUUCAAAUUUUGGAGGAUAUAUUGUUGGCCAAAUUUUUGAAGAUGAUUAUUUUGAGUUUUGUUUUUUUAGACUUGGGAAGUUGUCUAACAGAUGGUGUGAGCAGACUGAAUGUCCAGUUUCACUUAAUUUCAUGCAUGUGUGGAGCCAGCUAUGUAAAGCAGGACUGUCGGUAGAGAACAUCUGUGCGUCAGUCCAGAAUCUCAUGGACUUCUGUGUUGAAAAGAAAACUGUUAAUAAAGAAAAGCAAUGUGCCCACUGGA
Molecule: messenger RNA, 3265 nt
Organism: Lepisosteus oculatus (spotted gar)
Lineage: Eukaryota; Metazoa; Chordata; Actinopteri; Semionotiformes; Lepisosteidae
Gene: gipc2
Product: GIPC PDZ domain containing family, member 2
Molecular function (GO): protein binding
Source: RefSeq, a predicted model, not a curated record